UAUCUCCGUUUAUUACUUUUUGUUUACGUAGGCUGCAUAUUGUUGAUUUUUAAAUAAAGAAAAAACGGAAACGUCAUAAAUAAAAUUGAGUUUAUGGUUGAGAUAAAAUAAAUUGACAGUUAAAUUGGGAAAGUAAACAAAAAUAGACAGAGAUAAAUUUAAUUGCGAGAGUAAUUAAUCAUAAGUUGCAACCUAACCUGGAAGGUGAGAGCUAUAGAAUGAAAUUGGGAAUUGUUAUGAAUUAGAAAAAUGGACGUGAGUACGUUAUUCCGAGCUAGUGUUAAAAGCGUGAGCAUACGUCAAAAGGCGUUGGACGAUGACAAAUCAAAAUCACCACCUAGGAAAUUACGUCAUGAGUCAAAUUUUUAUAAGAAGUCCCUGGCGGUAACGACACAGAUAACGAGACUAAAAGAGUUUUUGCUGGAAAAUAGACCAGCUUAUUUGAAUUUUUCUGGACAUUUGAUUAGCCAGGCGCGGAUGACUGACGCUGAGCGCGAUCAGAUUGACAGCGGAGCCCAAGAAAUAAUCAGCAAAUGCUCGCAGUUGAUAAAAGAGCUGAGGCGGGAUAUUGCGGAUCAAAAUAUUGGCCAGCAGCAUGAGCAUCAAGAAAUUAUGAUUUAUCUAAUUGAGGAAUACUUGAACAAUGUUUGCAAAAUUUACUCCGAGCAAAAAGCAAUCCGGGUUAAGAAACAGCUGGAACUUAAAUCUAUGUCUAAAUUGGAGCUGAAUGUUAAGGCAGUCGAGGAGAGUUCAAGUAUUUUAUCACAAAAGUCUGGUUUGAACUCAACGACUGAAGAAAAAAAAAGUUCAUCAGCAAACUCGAGCCCGCUGAAGGUCCAGGAGAUGAAUGGGGACGUCAACUCGCUGGCUUAUGAAGAAGAAUUGUCGACGGAGGAUGUCCAGAUGUUUGAAGCCGAAAACGAACAGCUUUAUAAUGAACUGAAUACUAUUACUGAGGAAGUAAAACAGAUUGAGAGCAAAGUCGUCCAUAUUGCUGAGCUCCAAGAAGUAUUCACUGAAAAAGUCCUGGCGCAGGAUCGCGAUCUCGACAAAUUGGUAUCUACCGUCGUCGGGUCUACUGAGAAUGUAAAAGAAGCCAACGAGCAGAUACGUCAAGCUAUUCAACGCAAUGCUGGACUUCGUGUUUGGAUUCUUUUCUUUCUGCUCGUCAUGUCUUUUUCCCUUCUCUUCCUCGAUUGGUACAAUCCUUAGAUUUAAUUAUUUGUUUUAAAAACCUGUUGCACUCUUGCUUCAAUAUCAAUAUUAAAAUAUUAAUAUCUUUAAAUAAUGUAUAUGUUUUUUACUAUAAAAUAAUCAUACUGGUUGGCUGACGUCUAAUAAUUUUUUAAUUUCUUUCAAAACGACAAAUUGUAAAAAAAUAGUAUUUUACAUAACGAGGGAGUUCCCACAAGCAGAGACAAAAAUUCAAACUUUCAGGUGCAGAUCUGGUGAAAAAUUGUAUACACACUUCGGAGGAAGCCUUCGGCUUGGGUAGGAAAUUACACACGAGGAUUGAAAUAUCCUACUUUCCACCCUAGGUAUGUAAUAGUAUAUUUCCCAUAAGAGAAAAGAACUACUUUCUGGCAGUGUUACAAUUCUACUCACAGUUUUUGUUACUCGGGUUUAAAUUUACUCAGCUUCAACUCUACUCACAUAUUUUAGCCUAUCGAUAAAAUAGCAAUUUGUGAGUUAAGUUGUCACUGAGUCUAGUUGAAGUUGAGUAAAGAUCGUAAAGAUAUAACUGAGUA
Microplitis mediator is the source of this 1748-nucleotide messenger RNA. RefSeq names its product syntaxin-18 (gene Syx18). The record is from RefSeq and is a predicted model, not a curated record. Bases 250 to 1212 code for a protein of 320 amino acids. The transcript is spliced from 2 exons. Gene Ontology annotation, biological process: retrograde vesicle-mediated transport, Golgi to endoplasmic reticulum. Lineage: Eukaryota; Metazoa; Arthropoda; Insecta; Hymenoptera; Braconidae. Gene Ontology annotation, cellular component: SNARE complex; endoplasmic reticulum.